GGUUCUUAGUUUGUUGGAGUGUUGGGGAAGGGUCCGGAGGUUGCUGAAUGCGGACUUCCUAGGGAGGGGUGGCGGGUAUCUGGUACGCAGCUGAGGCCCAUGCCGAGCCGGCGCUGGUUGGUGCAAGCUGUCUGCCCUCUCGACGGGGAAACAACAUCACAUUUACUGAAUUUUAUAUGGUCAGAAAUCUGUUUAAAUCAAAGGACAAUUGACAACAAAUUUGAGAGGGGCUUGGAGAACACAUACCAGGAAUGGAUUCUCUCAACUAUGCAACGGUAUCUGAUUCAGCUGUGGAAAUUGAGAAUCAAAGUGAUAACUCUUCCUCUGGUAGCAGCUUAUUUAAAACUCAGUGUGUUCCUAUCCCACCUAAAAGGAGGCAAAGAAACCCUGUUAGAAAAUUUGUUCACAAACCUGAAAGUACUCAAGCAAGAGAUUCAUCUAGUGACUCAUCUAUAGAGCCAAGACCAUUGACUUUAAAAGCUAUUUUUGAAAGAUUCAAAAAAAAGAAACGUAAAAAGAGAAAAUACAAGCCAACGGGAAGAUCAAGGGGAAGACCAAAAGGAAGGAGAAACACUAGAAUCUCACAAAUAAAUAAGAAACAAUUUAAAGACAAAGGACCUGGUUUCCCAUUUUUAGAAUCAGGAAAUGGAAGAAAACUAUUACCUUGGAGAAAAAUUUUAACCUUUGAGCAAGCAGUGGCAAGAGGAUUUUUUAACUACCUUGAAAAACUGAAGUAUGAAUACCAUCUCAAGGAAUCCUUGAAACAAAUGAAUGUUGGUGAGGAUUUAGAAAAAGAAGACUUUGAUAGUCGUAGAUACAGAUACUUGGAUGAUGAUGGAUCUCUCUCUCCUAUUGAAGAGUCAGCAGCAGAGGAGAUUGCAACAAAUCUUGAACAUGAUGAAUGUGAUAUUAAAUUGGUGGAGGAUAAUUAUUUCAUAAUAAGUUCUGAAUUACCAAAGAAGAAGAAUGUAUAUUUGGAACAAGAGGAAUAUACUGAAGAAGCUGCACUGCCUAAAAAGAGAGCAUCAAAAUCCAAAACACUGGACAGAGGACAGAAUGGCCUGAAAAUAGAUAGGAUUAUGACUACCAGACAAGGAGUGAAUAUGAUUUAAACCUAAUACAUUUUUAGAGGGUCCUAAAGUAAAUCGCUUGAGGAACUUGGAUCCCAAAGAUUACAGGUGGGGAAUGUUGAAGUGUGUCCAUAUUUCAUUGGAGAUCAAAGAAGCCUAACUAAAAGAAUUGUGGCAAGGCUGACGCACACGAUAACUUCUUUUUGAAAGGGCUAUUUUAUCUUGAAGAUUAUGAGUUUGGAGGAACUAAGGUGAUUGGCAGUGGAAAGAAUCAGAACAUGUGAAAUUCCUUAAAAAUUUAUUGACUUAAAUAACUUUGUGUUACACAUAAUUAAAAAAAAACCCUUUACACUUUGUGCAGAAGGUCAGCAUAUAUUUUUGGCUCGAAGUUUCUCUAAUGUUUUCUGUGGAGGGAAUAAUAACAUUUAUCAGUUACAGUUCUGAUGUGCCUUGGACAUGAAAAAUUGGGGGCGGGGGCUGCUCACCUUAUGAAAUUCUUUUGCCCUUGCUCUGUUUUGGGCAUAUGCGUCUUGCUUUGCUUUCUCUUCCUUUUGCUUUUUCACUUCAGGUAACUGAUGGUAUAAUCUGUAAGAAAUUUAUAUGGAAUUAA
Messenger RNA from Eubalaena glacialis (North Atlantic right whale), 1680 nucleotides. It is a transcript of the gene TAF1D, whose product is annotated as TATA-box binding protein associated factor, RNA polymerase I subunit D. Gene Ontology annotation, biological process: regulation of DNA-templated transcription. Gene Ontology annotation, cellular component: nucleoplasm; nucleus; RNA polymerase transcription factor SL1 complex. The record is from RefSeq and is a predicted model, not a curated record. NCBI's taxonomy places the organism in Eukaryota, Metazoa, Chordata, Mammalia, Artiodactyla, Balaenidae.